This is a messenger RNA of Humulus lupulus (European hop), 1096 nucleotides long. Its product is annotated as protein CHROMATIN REMODELING 5-like. Gene Ontology annotation, molecular function: ATP-dependent chromatin remodeler activity; DNA binding; chromatin binding. NCBI's taxonomy places the organism in Eukaryota, Viridiplantae, Streptophyta, Magnoliopsida, Rosales, Cannabaceae. The transcript has 4 exons. Gene Ontology annotation, biological process: nucleosome organization; regulation of transcription by RNA polymerase II. The record is from RefSeq and is a predicted model, not a curated record. Gene Ontology annotation, cellular component: chromatin; nucleus. Bases 641 to 1096 code for a protein of 151 amino acids.
UAGUAAUUAAGACUUCAGAAUUAGGAAGUAGAUGGAUACUUGGUUGGAGAGGAAUAAGAGAAAUCUUUGUAGAUUUUGAAGACAAUGUUGGAUAGCAUUAAAUUCUUGGUUAUUUGAGACAAGAUUCAAGUGUUUGGUUCUUCGAUUGUGUGUAUGAGAUUGAGUGUUUUGUUUGGUUCUCCCAUGUUAUGUUUGUUUGUGUUUCUUUUCCCUUUCUCAUAUUUCCUCCUUGCAUGGCCGCUAGCCAAUUCAGAUUAUUUCUUCAGUUUGGUUUAAUAAAAUAAGUUAUUGUUUUUCUGAGUGUAUGGUUUUUUGGUUCCUUGGGUUACUUUGUGAGAGUUGUGAUUUAUUUCUUUACUUAUUUUGAAAAGGAGAGACUUGUUAUUCUACGCUCUUUUAAUUGUUAUCUUCAUUUUGAUGACCAUGUUAGUUUUCUUUCAUACUGAAGAAAAUUAUAAUGCCAAUAUAUCCAGAUAAAUAAAAGGCAUGUUGCCGAUUUUCAGUGUUCCUGUAUCUUUACUAUUGUAGUAUGGGAGUUAUCUAUCUAAGACUGUGAUUAUGUCUUCGCGGUAUAUUGUAUUACUCAAUGCCCAGAUAAGUAUUUGCUGAUGGUUAAAUUAAUAAUACUGAUUUAUUGCAGAUGGUAAGAAUGUUGGAUAUACUAGCAGAAUAUAUGUCACAUAGAGGGUUUCAAUUUCAAAGGCUAGAUGGCAGCACUAAGGCUGAACUGCGUCAGCAAGCAAUGGAUCAUUUUAAUGCACCUGGUAGUGAUGAUUUCUGCUUCCUUCUUUCAACUCGGGCAGGUGGCCUAGGUAUCAACCUUGCAACAACAGAUACAGUUAUCAUAUUUGAUUCGGACUGGAACCCUCAAAAUGACCUACAGGCAAUGAGUAGAGCUCAUAGAAUCGGCCAACAAGAAGUUGUGAACAUCUACAGAUUUGUCACAAGAAAAAGUGUUGAGGAAGAUAUCUCGAAGCGAGCUAAGAAAAAGAUGGUUCUUGACCACCUGGUGAUCCAGAAAUUGAAUGCAGAAGGCAGAUUGGAGAAGAAAGAAGCAAAGAGGGGGAGUUAUUUUGACAAGAUUAUCAGUGGGUGA